Exophiala aquamarina CBS 119918 is the source of this 855-nucleotide messenger RNA. RefSeq lists its product as uncharacterized. NCBI's taxonomy places the organism in Eukaryota, Fungi, Ascomycota, Eurotiomycetes, Chaetothyriales, Herpotrichiellaceae. The record is from RefSeq and is a predicted model, not a curated record. Bases 1 to 855 code for a protein of 284 amino acids. The transcript has a single exon.
AUGCGCCUAACAGCGCUACUGCUGCUCUCUACAGCCGGACUGUUUAGCACGGCCACGGCCAUAGCAGACCGCUACGCACCCUUCCUCGACUCGCUGUUCGGCCUCUCGAACGAUGCCCUCCUUAUCAAGCGUCAGAACAAUUGCCAGUCGGGCUAUAUCAACUGUGGAAACUUAGGCGCCAGCGAUGUCUGCUGCUCACAGGGGUCGAAUUGUGCCCUGGACCAGGCCGGGAAUAUCGCCUGCUGUCCCUCAGGUGCUGUCUGCACUGGAACCAUAAGAGGCACAAGGACAGACUCUGUUACAUCAGGCUCAGCAUCGGGCACCAACGCAGCCUCAAGCACAACUGCCUUCGUUCUUGGAGGUACAACCACUUCCACCACUUCUCAAGGCACCACCGCGCAACCCACCGGUGUGGCAGGAGGUGGCUCAACUGUGCCGAACAACUUCUUUCCAUUUAUAUACAUUCCCACGAGCUACGCGAAUGCCGCCUUGUGCACGAGUGCCUUUUCCAGCUGCCAGACAGCCUCGACAUCGUGCUUUGUUGCUCUCGCUGGCCAGAAUGGCGUCACGGUGUCCGGCUUCGGAGGCGGCAUCACCGUGCAAGGAGCCUCGGGCACGAUCCUCAGCACUGCAAGCAGCAUCUGCAGUUCUCUCAGCGCUGAAGGCUGUUAUAAUCUGCAGGAAUCACAGUGUGCUGGAUUUGGAACCGGUGCAGGUUCAAACCCAACAGGAUCCGGCACUACCACUGGCUUUGUCCAGGUCGGUAACCAUGGUCCGCGCCAGACCGCAUGCCCUGGUAUACUAUAUGCUGCAGGUGCUGGCGCCAUGGUUGGAGCUGUUGGUGGGUUGUUAUAG